Messenger RNA from Schistosoma turkestanicum, 217 nucleotides. NCBI's taxonomy places the organism in Eukaryota, Metazoa, Platyhelminthes, Trematoda, Strigeidida, Schistosomatidae. The record is from the annotation of a GenBank genome assembly.
UGAUCAUAUUAUUCCAAUCCCAUCAUCUUAUAUGACUUGGUUACCGGAACCAUUAUCUCGGCGAUCUAUGGCAGCUAGUUUGAUUACAUUAUCAAUGUUACAGAAAUUGCACAUAUUUAACAAUGCCUCACUAGUACAAUUUAAAAAUCAAGAUUAUAUCGGUCAUUUCAAGUUAUAUUUAGUGAUUUCCACUGGUAUCAAUCCAUUUUGGGAUAGG